This is a messenger RNA of Lottia gigantea (owl limpet), 681 nucleotides long. RefSeq lists its product as hypothetical. Bases 1 to 681 code for a protein of 226 amino acids. Lineage: Eukaryota; Metazoa; Mollusca; Gastropoda; Lottiidae. The record is from RefSeq and is a predicted model, not a curated record. Gene Ontology annotation, molecular function: nucleic acid binding. The transcript has a single exon.
AUGUUAAACAGAAUAGAUAAUCUCUUUCCAAAUUUAAAGCCGUCAGAUCCCCUUCCAGAAGAAUUUUAUGAUAAACUAAUGAAUGUAGUAGAACUAUUUGUAGGUACAGAUUGCAUCGAUCAAAUGUUGAAAUAUUUAGGUCAAUAUGAUAGAAAGAGAUUAAUAUUAAUUUCUCAUAACGGCAGCGGUUUCGACAACUGGAUCGUGCUUAAAAAUGCAAAAAAACUAACGCAUUGCCCUUUAAAAACACCCAGAGGAAUUCUAUCUUUCCCUUUAUCUAAUCCAUACACGGAUGAAGGUUUACAGAAAAAAUGGAAAAGACAGAAAGAAAUAAAGAGUAAUUAUUUACAACAUAUUAAUUUCACGUGUUCCUAUCAACACGAAUCCUCUAGUUUGGCUGCAUGGGGAAAUUCUUCCAAUCUUCCCGCGAAUUUGAGAAAGAUUGCCGACGUAGAUAUCGCUAAAUACACGCAAGACAACUGGGAGGAAUUGAGACACGAAUGGGAACCUUACGCCAAGAGAGACACUCUCUGUUUGGGAGCUUGUUUGAUAAAAUACAACCAAGUCACGAAAGAAGUUGUAAACCAGAAUAUGUCCAAUAAUCUAACGGCUCCAUCUUUAUCUUUAAAGGGUUGGUAUUAUUUAUAUCAUUACGAUAAAGAAAUGGUGGAAGAAGAAUAG